AGCAACUUUAUAUUCCCAACGCCGUCUCAAACACUCAUCCGCAAAACCCUAAUUCACACCCUCCAGCGAAGAAACCAGCGGUCCAAUGCCACCGAAGUUCGAUCCCUCGCAGGUGGUGGACGUGUUCGUUCGCGUCACCGGUGGCGAGGUUGGUGCGGCGAGUUCCCUCGCCCCGAAGAUCGGUCCGUUGGGACUUUCUCCGAAGAAGAUCGGUGAAGACAUCGCCAAGGAGACCGCAAAGGACUGGAAGGGCCUCCGCGUGACGGUGAAGCUCACCGUUCAGAACCGCCAGGCGAAGGUGACGGUGGUGCCCUCGGCCGCCGCACUCGUCAUCAAAUCGCUCAAAGAGCCCGAGAGAGACAGGAAAAAGACUAAGAACAUUAAGCACAACGGAAACAUCUCGCUCGAUGACGUGAUUGAGAUCGCGAGGGUGAUGAGGCCGCGCUCCAUGGCGAAGGAUCUCAGCGGAACCAUUAAAGAGAUCCUCGGCACUUGCGUGUCGGUUGGGUGCACUGUCGACGGGAAAGACCCCAAGGAUCUGCAGCAAGAGAUUACCGAUGGCGACGUUGAGGUUCCUCUCGAAUGAUUUUGAUGAAUUUUCAGUGUAUUUUUUUUGUUUAGAUUGUUGCUGUUUUUGGCAUUAUAAUUUUGAAUUCAGUUUAAUUUAUAGAGGAAAUUGUUUUGCUUCGGAAUGGUAGGUAUUUGUCUUGGUUGGUAAAUGAUAACACAUUGUUAGGAUCCGAGUAGUUUUGUAUCGAGCAUUAUCAUGGUUAACUGUUUUUUUUUUUUGCU
Vigna radiata var. radiata (mung bean) is the source of this 792-nucleotide messenger RNA. RefSeq names its product 60S ribosomal protein L12. Gene Ontology annotation, molecular function: large ribosomal subunit rRNA binding; structural constituent of ribosome. The transcript has a single exon. Lineage: Eukaryota; Viridiplantae; Streptophyta; Magnoliopsida; Fabales; Fabaceae. Gene Ontology annotation, biological process: translation. The coding region runs from base 86 to 586 and encodes 166 amino acids. Gene Ontology annotation, cellular component: ribosome; cytosolic large ribosomal subunit. The record is from RefSeq and is a predicted model, not a curated record.